AUGCUUUCACGCUAUUCUGUUAAUUACUUCUACAAUAAAAGAGUUGAUCUUUUGUCACUCAGUGAGUUCAUACCAAAGGAAAAUAAGGUUAAUGUUCCAGAUGACCAUAAUGCUACUUCAGGAAGAAGUGCAAAUAAGCAGGUGUUUGAAGGUCUAACAACGGGGCUCCUGAGGAUAACAGCUGUGAUUUUCAGGUGCCUAAUCUCCAGCUUCCCAGAUGGAAACAACCACUCUACAACACUGAAGAUAAUACAGGAAGUGAAAAGCAAAUCCUCACAAGUGGAAGCCUUCAACAGCAGAAUCCAAGACUUGAUCAGUUACGUGGUGAACAUAGGACUGAUAGACAAGUUGUGUUGCUGUUUCCUGUCCGUCCAAGGCCCUGUUGAUGAGAACCCAAAAAUAGCAACUUUUCUACAAAAUGCCACAGCACUGUUGCAUGGAAUAUGUCAGCUCUGCUUUGCUGUCAGUGGAAGAUCUUGGAACAUAUUUGACAGUACGCGUCAGGAUCCCACAGGACUAACGGCGGUUCUUCAGGCUACGGAUCUGGUUGGAGUCUUGCAUAUGCUGUACUGUGUUCUUUUCCACGGCACAAUUUCAGAUCCAAACACAGCCAGUCCUAAAGACAGCUAUGCAGAGAACACAAUCCAGGUUGCCAUUCAGAGUUUACGUUUCUUCAAUAGCUUUGCGGUUCUUGAUCUGCCUGCUUUCCAGUCUAUCGUUGGUGCUGAAGGACUGUCCCUUGCCUUCCGCCAUAUUAUCAGCUCGUUGCUGUGGUACUGUUCCCAGCAUACCUGUGAAGGAUUGCUACAUGAAGUCAUUAUUUGUGUGGGCUAUUUUACUGUAAACAACACAGAUAACCAGAUCAUUGUGCAGUCUGGCCGUCACCCCACCGUGCUGCAGAAGCUGUGCCAGUUGCCUUUCCAGUAUUUCAGCGAUCCUCGGUUAAUCAAAGUGCUCUUCCCUUCGCUAAUAGCUGCUUGUUACAACAACCCUCAGAACAAGCUCAUUCUGGAGCAGGAGAUGAGCUGUGUGCUCCUCGCCACGUUCAUUCAGGAUUUUGCACAGAGCUCAGGCCAAAUGGAUAAUCUGUUAUCUCAGCAGAGGGGUAUGUCUCCAUUGAAUGUAACUGAGUACAACUGGGUAACAAAAUAUGUACAUACUGUGUUUUUCUGUGAUUUGGAUAUUUUUUGAAUCUGCAUCACCAUAAAAAGGAAUACAGUAAACUGCAAAAUGAUUUUCCACUCCUGGGAGAGGCUCUCUAGCUUAAAAGCUGACCUGAAAGUAUGUGACUUCCAGUCUUUGCUCACAGUAUCAGGAAUCUGGGCUGUUAAUCUUUAUUAAAUGCUACGUGGUAUUGUGUCUUAAAAUGUGAUACUGUAUGUGCACGUAUUUAAUUAGCUGUCACAAAGGCUGCUUUCAAAAGUCUUAGGUUACAGCAGCCGUGCAGCCAUCCCAGCACGCCCGAGGAGCCAGAAAUUAGUAAAAUACUGUCCUGUAAUUAUUCCACAAAGUUCCUCAGUCUACAGAAGAGUUGCAUUAUUUUCUCAGUUGUAAAUAUUGCAUAAAACACAGCUAACCCACCUAUGCUGGCCGGUUGGAAGGCGCUCAGCUAAGGCAGCUCUUGCUCGUUAAACAGAUGGGAAGUUGAAGUUUGCUGGUGGGAAAAUCAUCUGGAGUCACCCACAUUUUGCAUGAAGUGCAUCUCCCGUUUCUUCCCUCAUAGUGGGCAGAGUUUCACCACUUCAUUGCUGGGGGGUUGGCAGGGGAGGAACGGUUCUAGCUCUAAGUCAUAAGAUUUUUAAAAAUACAUUGCAAAAUGCAAAAUAAAGGUAGGUAUGGUGUGAUUUUUACUGUCAGCAUUCUCCCUUCUAGUCUGAGGCAGACCCAUGCAAUGUCUGCAAAAGAGACUUGUCAGAAUUAAUGUGUUUGCAUGAGAGUCAGCUUGAGAAACAGCUGAAGUCCAAGCAGUGAACUGCUUUUUAUUUUCAUUAUUCAAACGGAAUGAGCUUUUAAACAAAGAUGACUACGUGGUGACAUGAAAGUGUGAUUUCCAAACAUUCCCCAGAUGCAAAAAGCAGAGAUAGUAAUAGCAGCAUAGGCAGGAUUAUUUGUAUCUAUUUUAUCAUGCCAGUGUGAAGGGCAGCAUCCCCCCAAAAUGCAAAUGGGAACAAAAAGACCGCUUAUAAACGGGAGGGGAACGGCUGUUUAUGAGGGUGGAUAGUGAUAGGACGAGGGAGAAUGGGCUUAAACUGAGACAGGGGAGGU
Meleagris gallopavo (turkey) is the source of this 2265-nucleotide messenger RNA. Lineage: Eukaryota; Metazoa; Chordata; Aves; Galliformes; Phasianidae. The record is from RefSeq and is a predicted model, not a curated record.